AUGGAACUACGUUCACGUCUUGUUUCUACAGGUUCCACCCGGCUGCUGACUUUACCACCUAUCUCCGAGAGCGAGUCCAGCUCCUGGCACACUUACAACCUGGAGGUCAAAGGUCACACGGGCAGUGUCGAGGUCUUCUCCAACUCGACACAGCUGCACUUCGACCCCAAAGUCCUCUCCACCUUCGUUCAGACGGACAAAGCGAACUAUCGACCCGGGCAGGAGGUGAAGUUCAGAGUUGUGUCCGUUCACCCCGACGGGAAACCCUUCAGGAGCCCGGUGGACAUCGUGGUCAGAGGUCCGAGAGGGAACCUGCUCAGACAGUGGCUGGCUGUGGACAGCGUCCUCGGGGUCGUGUCCAAACACUUCCAGCUGUCUGGAAACCCGCCUCUGGGUAAAUGGACCAUCGGCACCACAGUGGGAAGUGUUUCCAGUGAGAAGUGUUUCCACGUGGUCUCUUACGCUCCGAAAGUGCUUUUCCGUGAGGACUCGCUGUGGGGCUCCGUCGCAGCGCAGUACGUGUACGGCAAGCCCGUCCAGGGAUACAUGAACAUAACGUUCAUCCAUAAAUUUCAUGGUAUAGAAGAGGCUUAUUAUGAAGGCAGAGAGAUCGACGGCACCGCAGACUUCAUGUUUGACGUUCCCGACUACAGCUACCGCAGAAUGAGCCAACAAGUGUAUAACGGAGACACGGACGAUGAGUGUCUGAACAUUGAGGUCCAAUACAACAAUCAGCCGCUGUCAAUGGAGGAUCAACGAAAGACCGUUCAGGUGUCGGUGAUGCAGGGAAAGCAAAGUCCGUUGAGUUGGAUAAUGGACAAGGAGGAAGACAUGGGGCCUCGUCGAUCAAACGCUGUCGGGGCCUUCAGGACGGGAGCAUUCCCCUUCAGAGGAGAUGAUGCCGAAACAAUGGAGUUUCCUGUCCCUGCAGACGGAUGCAUACCCCUCAACAUCCAGCUCAGGAAUGAAACUCAAACACUCACCAUUGAUGCUUAUUUUGAGGACAGCCAUACCACUCUACAACUCUAUAGAAGCUACACUUCCCCCAGUCACUCCUACGUGCAGAUUCAAAAACCCAAACCUCCAAAGGUUGGUUCACCCCUGCAGCUGCACAUUGAGAGUAAUUUUCCAAUGACUGAGAUCCAUUACAUAGUCAUUUCCAGGGGUCAGGUGGUUUCUGCUGGGAAAAGCUCUGGUGAUCUAGUUCUGGUCCCAGAAGUCACCUGGGCUCCUCUGGCCUGCAUCAUCGUCUACUGUGUACUUCCAUCUGGAGAGAUCGUCAACGACGUGAUGCGUCUACCCGUCACCCACACUUUACAAAACCAGGUGUCUGUGAGCUGGAGCGACACGAAGAGGAAGCCAGCUGACGAGGUCACACUGAGGUUUGCGGUGGCGGAGCACGCCUCUAGGCUCGGGAUCCUCGUGGUCGACAAGGCGACAAAGUUGAUGGGAUCACACAAUGACAUCACCAUGGGGGCGGUGCUGAAGCAGAUGAAUAUGGAAUAUGGCGUUUCCACGGCCGACGCCUACUCUGACAAGAUGACAAGGGGAGAUCCGUACUCCGUCUUCAAGACAUGUGAUCUUGUGGCAUUGACUGAUGCCAAUUUACACACGAUGGAACAUCUGCUGAAGCCUGCAUUUCCAGGGGAGGGGGUGAUGCAUAUAUUGUCCGAGACAGACGGUCCAAAUAUGGAGCAACAGCAGGACCCAAGAGAGCGCUGGAACUUUCCAGAGACCUGGAUAUGGAUGGACACCAACACGGGUGAUUCAGACUCGGCAGAGAUAACUCUGACUGUACCAGACAGCAUUACAACCUGGAUAGCCACCGCCUUCGUCAUAUCUGAGAACCUGGGUCUGGGCAUCGUGGAGAUGCCUGCAGAGCUCACGGUGUUACAGGAUUUCUUCCUGUCCUUGAACCUGCCGGCCUGCAUCGUCCGAGGAGAGGAGCUGCUGCUGGAGGUCCUUCUGUUCAACUACCUCCCACAGGACCUGGAGGUCACGGUGAUUGUUCCACAGAGUGACAGCUUUGAGUUUGUCUUUCCGGACAAUGAGGAGCUCUCUGUGCCCAGUGUUCGCCGGGUGCCUGUGGGGAGUCAGAGCGGAGCAUCCGUCCUCAUUCCCAUCCGGCCGCUGGUCCUCGGAGAGAUCGUCGUCUCUGUCAAAGCCGUGUCGUCUGGGGCGUCCGACGUCGUGCGCAGGACUGUGAUCGUCAAGGCCGAAGGACGUGAGCAGUCGUUCUCCGCCUCGCUGCUGUUUGAGGUUUCUCCUCUGCAGAUGAGCCUUUCCAGAGAAGUCAGGUUCACCUUCCCGGCAGAUGUCGUGGAGGGCAGCGAGAGAGCUUCAGUGACGGCUGUCGGGGACAUCCUCGGCCCGUCCAUCAGCGGCCUGGGCUCUCUGAUCCGGCUGCCGUACGGCUGCGGGGAGCAGAACAUGAUCAACUUUGCACCGAACAUCUACGUCCUGCAGUAUCUGAGCGCUGUGGGACAGACGCAGCAGCAGACCACAGACAGAGCCACAGACUACAUGAUGAAGGGUUAUGAGCGAGAGCUGUCCUAUCAGAGAGCCGACGGCUCCUUCAGUGCCUUCGGAGACCGUGACACGUCGGGCAGCACCUGGCUCUCAGCGUUCGUGCUGAGGUGUUUCCUGCAGGCGCGGCCGUUCAUCAGCAUCGACGCCCACGUGCUGCAGACAGUCGCGGCCUGGUUAGGAGCCCAGCAGGGGGCUGAUGGGAGUUACCAGGACCCCGGCCGCGUCAUCCACACCGAGCUUCAAGGAGGCCUCGAGGGCAUCGUCUCCCUCACUGCCUACGUCGUCAUCGCCCUCCUGGAAGACAACGACAUCAGGGCUCAGUACGGCGGCCAGGUGUCUGCGGCCCUGAUGUUCCUGGAGACCCGUCUGGCUCUCGGGGUCUCCAGUAACUACAGCCUCAGCCUGCUCGCCUACGCGCUGGCUCUGUCCGGCAGCCCCAGCGCUGACAUGGCUCUCAGCGAGCUGAUUGGGAGAGCUGAGAUAACAGACGGCGUGCCGAUGUGGUCGUCGUCUGACGUCGGCCUGUCGUCCUCGUGGCAGCCUCGCUCUGCAGACAUCGAGAUGGUUUCCUACGUGCUGCUCACGCAACACACGCUGCGUCUCAUCGUCGAGGGGCUCGGCCUCAUGAAGUGGCUCGGACAACAGCGGAACAACCAGGGAGGAUUCGGGAGCACUCAGGACACAGUCGUGGCUCUGCAGGCCUUGUCCAAGUUCGCAGGUGUCACGUCUCGCGACUUCGACCUGAACAUCGCAGUGAAAACGGACGCGUCGACCACCGUCGCCUCCUUCCACAUCCACCAGGACAACUACCUGCUGCAGCAGAGCCAGCAGAUGGUUUCAUUUCAGGUGGAACCUGCGCAGGAGCUGCACCUGCAGGUGUCUGCAGAAGGUCGGGGACUCGCUCUGUUUCAGCUCAACGUGUUUUACAACAUCAGAAACGAGGCGCUGGCGAGGAGGAGGCGGGACGCCGGCGAACACGAGGCGUUUGAUCUGCACGUCGAGCUGUUUGACACUGGAGCACACGGAGCACACCUGUACAUCUGCUGCAGUCUGUCACAAGACCUGGGUCUGAACGCGACCGGCAUGGCCGUCAUGGAGGUGGGUCUGCUGAGCGGCUUCAGCCUGCAGCAGGACGCCAUCAACACCGACGAGGUCGUGAAGAAAGUGGAGACGGCGCCGGGGAAAGUCGUCCUGUACCUGGACUCCGUGACGACAGAAGAAGCGUGUUUCCUGAUUCCUCUCGUCGUGGAGUUUAAAGUCGGCAACGUCCAGGAAGCAAAUGUUGAACUCUAUGAUUAUUAUGAAACAAGACGCAGGGGCGAGGCCACAUAUACAUCAGGAUGGAGGGAACACAUGUCCAGCUGCUACUUCUGCGGCGAGGACUGCAGUCAGUGCACGUCAGACCAACAUUACGACUCCAGCGUUUUGUCACACGGCAGCACAAACGUCCUGAUGGCCAGUCUGUCUCCUGCUCUGCUCCUCCUCCUCCUCCUCAUCGUCAUCUUCGGCGUGUAAAAAGGCUCCAACAGCUGCUGGUUCUGCUUUGUAGAAGUCUGAAGAACUGCUUCGGUGUGACCUUUGUUUACAUACAUUGUGUGACAUGGUUUUUAAAACGUCUCCUGGUAAAUCUGCAGUUUAGUUCAGAAACAGAUCAGCUGCAGCGAACUGAUGCACGUUGUGAAUGAACCGUUAAUGACAGUUAUGAAGUCUUAUGGUGAUAUGUGUGUUUUAUGUUAACAUGAGAAGUGACAAAUAGUCUCGUAGUGCUAAACAAACUGAAUGGACAGCAGCUCUGCAGCCUUUCAGCCUCUUU
Messenger RNA from Cottoperca gobio, 4342 nucleotides. It is a transcript of the gene cd109, whose product is annotated as CD109 molecule. Gene Ontology annotation, molecular function: endopeptidase inhibitor activity. Gene Ontology annotation, cellular component: extracellular region. The record is from RefSeq and is a predicted model, not a curated record. NCBI's taxonomy places the organism in Eukaryota, Metazoa, Chordata, Actinopteri, Perciformes, Bovichtidae.